Cylicocyclus nassatus is the source of this 729-nucleotide messenger RNA. The record is from the annotation of a GenBank genome assembly. Lineage: Eukaryota; Metazoa; Nematoda; Chromadorea; Rhabditida; Strongylidae.
AUGCACGCUUACGCCGCCAAAACCCUGAAUAGCAGUUCGCAGGAAGACAAAACUGUCAACCCAGUCCUCAUCACACUCCGCUACCUGGCCACCAACAGUCAUCAAACGGUCAUAGCUGACUGUUUCGGGAUGGGCCAGAAAGCAAGGCCCGCUUCUUCCGAUUCCGGCCACCGGAUGAACGCUGGUGCUUGCGAAGGCCUCGAGAAUUCGCCAGGAACUCGAGCUUCACAAAUGUCAUUGGAUGCGCCGAUAGUUGCCUCAUCCGAAUCCAGCGGCCCAUCAACUUCGGCAACCACUAUACUGCCGAAAGGCACGUUGUGCUAUCAACAUGAUUGCAUAGUAGACGCCAUGGCUCGUUUUAUGUACAUCAACUGUGGAUUCGCUGGAAGGCACCACGACUCCUUCAUAUGGCAGCAUUCGCAAGCAGCUGCGGAGUUCGACGAAGGUCGUGCUCGUCGUAGAUAUUGCCUCCUGAGCGAUGCCGGCUUUGCCAACCCCAGAAGUGUGAUGGCUCCUUUCCGAGAGCUGGCCACAGAGAAUGACAUCAGGAAGAGGAGGUUCAACAGGGAGCACGCAAAACUUGACGAGUCGUCGAGCAGGCGUUCGGAACGUAAAGCGGCGUUUCUGCACACUGUACAACAUCACCCGCAUUCCGGCUCCGAAGCUCCAGAAGGCAUUGAAGGCCUGCAUCAUUCUCUACAACAUCGGCGUCUAUCUGGGAACGCAUAG